Messenger RNA from Fusarium sp. VM40, 2178 nucleotides. Lineage: Eukaryota; Fungi; Ascomycota; Sordariomycetes; Hypocreales; Nectriaceae. The record is from the annotation of a GenBank genome assembly.
AUGCAUCGCGCAUUGUCAGCUCGAUGGCUCAAUCGGGCUCUCAGUAUCGGUGAAGCAUCUGCUUCACCGAGUGUUCCUCUAUUCCUAUGUCCAGCUGUUGGAGUGUCAAGCCGAUUUUAUAGAACACCAAGAGCGGCGCUGUUACAGACUACCAUUUAUACUCGACGAUUUAAUCAUACCGAAGCGACGACAACUCAUGAAGAGCCACCACCACCAACAACGACAACAGAAAAAACUCCUUCCCUUUUCGACCCAGAACUUCCUCGAAGAAAAUUACCAUUAAAUUGUACAGGAUGUGGUGCCUUUACACAAACCACCGAUCCACAGCUACUAGGUUACUUCGAUCCUGAGAGUAAAAGAGUUAAGAAAUGGUUGGACCCGAAGGCUUUUGAACAUCAACAUACGGCGACUGAAGAGGAUGGAGUUGUCGACGAUGUUCUUAAGACACUGGAUCAAAGCCAAUUAGAAGCCCUUGGCUUAGAUCCCUCCCUCUUAGUGUCCGGGGCUGAGACGGAGGGAAGUGUUGCCCCCAAAGCGCCUCAGAAAGAUAAACAGCCUGUAUGCGACCGAUGUCACAACCUACAGCACUAUUGCACGACAAGCGACACAGCGAAGGUUGCUAUGUACCAUCCCACCGUGGAGUCACUGCGCGAAACGAUCGAGGAGUCGCCACACAAGUACAACCACAUAUACCAUGUUAUCGACGCCGCCGAUUUCCCGAUGUCACUCAUUCCUCGACUGAAUGUUCUGUUGGGCGACAUUCCUAUCAGGACUCGCAACCGCCGAUCGCGCGGAGGUAAGUUCCAGAAGGAUCGCCAGACGGAACUGAGCUUUAUUAUCACCCGUGGUGACCUGCUUGGUCCUACAAAGGAAAUCGUCGAUUCGAUGAUGCCCUACUUGCGCGAAGUGCUUCGAGACGCUCUGGGGCGACUUGGAAACAGAGUCCGACUGGGCAAUGUCAGGUGUGUUAGUGCAAAGCGGGCCUGGUGGUGCACAGAUGUCAGGGAAGAUAUCUGGCAACGCGGAGGUGCAGGAUGGAUGGUUGGAAAGGUCAACGUGGGUAAAUCUCAGCUAUUUGAAGCUGUCUACCCCAAAGGUAGGAUGGGGCCGGCUAAGGAUACAGGGCGAGCAUCGGUGGCAACAUACCCCCGGGAUGUCAUUAAUGCGGAAUCAAUUGCCGCUCAAGAAAUCCAGGAGGAUGAUAUGGAUGUUGGAGAUUUGCUACCGCCGCCUCAACCAGCUCAGAACUAUCCCGAUAUGCCUCUGGUAUCUUCGCUCCCGGGUACAACAGCAUCUCCCAUUCGAGUUCCUUUUGGAAAUGGGAAAGGCGAAUUGAUCGAUCUUCCCGGCUUAGCACGAAGCGAUUUGGAUCUGUUCGUAAAGGAGGAGUGUCGCCAAUCCAUGAUCAUGAAGAAGCGCAUCGUGCCUGAGCAGAUUUCCAUGACGCCUGGCAAAUCUCUCAUCUUGGGAGGAGGACUUAUCCGCAUCACGCCUAAGAACCCCAACUUGGUAUUUCUUGCAUACAACUUCACGCCCCUGGACGAGCAUCUCACUCAAACAGAGAAGGCUAUUGCUUUCCAGGACCAGACGAGGGAAUCUAUGGGUGUGCCUAGUAUCAUGCUCCCUGGUAUUGGAGACAAGAUGAAACAUGCAGGGACGUUCAAGCUAUCUCACGAUGUCACCAGGAAGAGGGCAGGACCUCUUACAAGAAAGAACGCAGUUGGCUUGAAUGUCGACAGGCUACCUUUCAGGGUACUAUCGACAGAUAUCCUUAUUGAGGGUGUCGGCUAUGUUGAAAUUGUCGCUCAAGUUCGCGCUCAGGAUAUUGCUAUGAAGGUGUUUACUCAACAGCAACAAUCCGAGUUCGAUGAGAGGGCCAGGCAGAAACGAGUUGAUACAUCUGAUCCUUUCGCUGCCAUGAAGUCUCAGCGAAGAGAUACAUCGGCAGCGCCUGUGGUAAAGAAGCGCAAAGAGCCUGAGCCUCCACCACCAGAACCUUCCUGGCCAGCGGUCGAAGUUUUCAGCCCUGAAGGUCGAUUCAUCGGCACUCGCCAACCUCUACAAGGAUGGAUUCAUAACAAACCUCGAGUAUUACCGGAACACAAGAGGAGUAGACCUCGAAGGAGUAUGAAGGGCGCGAAAAAGAACGCCAAAGCUGUGAAGAGAGCUGCAGCAUGA